ACCGGUUACCGCCGUUUUUCACCAGCGCUACCACUCAUCUUGUCCCUGUGCAGUAUAGUGUCGGGGAAUGGGUGGUGCGCCAAACCAAUUAAAGCCUCCACGCAUUACUCUAUCGCCCUUCCUUUGCCCUCUCUCUCUCACUCUAACGCUGCUUCUUGGAUCCUAAUCUCUGUUCCCCAAAUCUUCUAAUCUUGAUCUUUUGUAGCCCAUGUAAAUACUUCCUCUUGAUUCCUUUUUUUUUUUUUUUUUUACUUUUUAAAUUUUUUUCUCUAACCACUAUCUGGUCAUCUUAUUCCUCCAGAUUUAGAGGGACCAAUGGGGAAAAGAGUGAAGAAAAAGAGCCGUUCACUGCAGAAGGAGAAGAGAGUUACAGCCCAUUCUCCUAAAAAUUCACCUGAACAAAUCAAUCCCAGUGUUGGUAACAUUGAAAAUGGACCAAUACUGAUAGAGAGAAAACCAUGUGCCCACCUUGACAAGGGUUUUAAUAUAGACAAUUUUUCUGAGAAACUUGGGUCUUCAUGUCCUAUACGGUGUGAGGAUUGCCGCGAAGCGAAGGGGAAAGGUAAACAAGGCAAGAAGAAAGCUUCAGUUGAUUCAAAAUGUGAGUCAAAAGCCAUUUGGGUUUGUUUAGAUUGUGGGCAUUAUGCCUGUGGAGGGAUUGGUUUGCCAACAGUUCCCCAAAGCCAUGCAGUUAGGCAUGCUAGACAAACCCGUCACCCAUUGGUGAUCCAAUGGGAAAACCCUCAUCUUCGUUGGUGCUUCCAAUGUAAUACACUACUUCCAUUUGAGAUAACAGAAGAAAAUGGUGAAAAAAAGGAUGCAUUAUUUGAUGUUGUAAAAUUAAUCAAGUCACGAUCAUUGGAGAAGUCUCCGGUGAACGUUGAAGAUGUUUGGUUUGGAAGUGCUAGUGUUGCAAGUGAAAUCAAAGCAGAAAGCUCUACAUCAAGCAGCUUAGAGGGAAGAGAUGGUUACAUGGUAAGAGGCCUGGUUAAUCUUGGGAAUACCUGCUUCUUUAAUUCAGUGAUGCAGAAUCUAUUAGGUAUGAAUAAGUUGCGAGAUUUCUUCUUCAAUCAAGACGCGUCUUUUGGGCCACUCACUAUUGCUUUGAAAAAGCUCUAUAAUGAAACAAAACCAGAGACUGGUAUAAAGAAUGUGAUCCAUCCAAGAUCCCUUUUCGGGUGUAUCUGUUUGAAAGCUCCUCAGUUUAGGGGAUACCAGCAGCAAGACAGUCAUGAAUUGUUGCAUUGUUUACUUGAUGGGUUGUCCUCCGAAGAGUUGGCUGUGAAAAAACAAAUAAGUUCAAAGGAUGAUGGAAUUUCCUUGAGACCUGGUCCUACCUUUGUGGAUUCUCUAUUUGGGGGUCGCAUUUCUAAUACUAUUUCUUGUAUUGAAUGUGGGCACUCCUCAACUGUGUAUGAGCCAUUUUUAGAUAUCUCUCUACCAGUUCCAACCAAGAAACCUCCAACUAAAAAGAUCCAACCAGUUUCUAGACCAAAGAAAACAAAGCUGCCACCGAAGAGAGGGGGAAAGGUUCGAGGAAAAGUAAACAAAGACACAGAUUAUGUGUCAGCACAAAGUUCAAACCCCUCAACUAGCAACGAGUAUUCUAACCAAACACAUGCAACUGUACCUCACGCAGAAAACGUGGGGACUUCUUCAGGUGAUGCCGCAGGUUCAGAGUGUGUAUGCUUAAUUACAGAGCCUGAUAAAAGUGAGCUAGUCUCACAGAGAGCAUCAGCUGCUCAAAAUACUGAAACUGUGGAAGUUGUCAAGGCUACACUGGAGCAAACAGCAGCUUCAUUUGAGGACUUCACCUGGAUGGAUUAUCUUGAAACUGAAACUAUUCUACCUUCACAAAAUGAUGAUGUUUCAACUAGUCAGUAUUCGGAAAAUAUGAUUAGGAAUAAUGAUUUAAUGGAGAAUAGUCAGGUAUGUUCUGUUGAGUGGGAACCACAUCUAAAACCAGGUUCUUCUUCCGUGAAUCCUUGGGAAGAUGAGGUCCCAUUAGAAGUUAGAAGCUCAGAAGUUCUGCUGCUUCCAUAUAAAGAGGAGAAUUUUACUGAUGGGGAGAUAAUUAAAGUAGAAUGUCAGGCUUCUUCAAGUGUUGUGGGCUGCAGAGAAGAUGAAGUGGACUUUGAUGGCUUUGGAGAUUUGUUCAAUGAGCCUGAGGUUUAUCAAGGACCAGUUGCUGGCCCCUCAUUAGCCAAUGAAACUGCGGGAAAUGGUUUUACGGCAGCAAACAGCAGUGAGUCUGAUCCAGAUGAAGUUGAUAAUAGUGAUUCUCCAGUGUCUGUUGAGAGCUGUUUGGCUCAUUUUAUAAAGCCAGAGCUUCUUUCUGAUGAUAACGCUUGGGAAUGUGACAACUGUUCAAAAACCCUGCAAAACUUGGAAGCCAAGGAAAAGCAAGGUAAAACUUCAUUGCAAACUAUGAUAAAUGGAGGUGAGACUCAAUUCCAAAGUCACCCACCAAAUUUAGACAACGGCAUCUUGUGUACUAUGGAAGUCAGAAAUCUUCAUAAUGGAGAUAUUAAUACCGAUGCUUUUAUUAACUCCACAGGUGAAAGCUUGGUUUUGGAUAAUGGGAAGUUUGAUUUUUCUAAUAAAAGUUGCAUAGAAACUGAAAUUAGUCAGACGAAUAAGCUAAAACAAAUUGUUUCUCAAAAUGAUGAAGAGAAGGGUGAGAUGACUGCUGCUAAUGUCGAGCAAUCCCAUUAUUCUGCUCACUACAAUUCAUGCAGUCAAGAAAGUUUCACUUGUCCAGCUGCUGAUUCUUCUGGUGUUGAUGAGCCAAGUAGCACUGGGUAUGCAAAUGCUAAAGAUCAGCUUGGUAAUCCCCAGACCUCUGGAAAUUAUAGAGACGGGGAAGAGGAAGAUGAGGAAGGAAUUUCAAGAAAAGUGAAAGUGAAGAGGGACGCAACUAAGAGAGUCCUCAUUGAUAAAGCCCCACCUAUUUUGACUAUUCAUCUAAAGAGGUUCAGCCAAGAUGCUCGUGGUCGUUUAAGUAAAUUAAAUGGCCACGUCAAUUUUGGAGAUGUACUUGAUCUUACCCCUUACAUGGAUCCCAGGUGUGCAGACAGAGGAAAACAUGUGUAUCGUCUGCUUGGGGUAGUGGAGCAUUCGGGAACAAUGAGAGGAGGUCACUAUGUGGCAUAUGUGAGAGGAGGUGAAAGAAGCCAAGGCAAGGCAGAGAAUGAAAAUGGUGGCUCUGUGUGGUAUCAUGCCAGUGAUGUAUAUGUGCGUGAGGUUUCCUUGGAAGAAGUUCUUCAUUGCGAGGCCUACAUCUUAUUCUAUGAGAAAGUAUGAUAUUUCUGAAUUUCUGACUUUAAUUUGUUUUCUCCAUGCAUUUGAUUCUUCUUUGAUAUAGCGUGGGGCCUGUUAGCAACCCCGAAUGGGUGAACUGGGGGGUUGAAAGAGAGGGAGAGGGAGAGGGAGACACACACACAGAGAGAGAGAGAGAGAGAAGAGAAGCGAGUGUACAACAAUCAUUAUAAAUUUCAUAUACCCAUUUUUUGAAUGUAAUGAGUUCUGAUAAUUACAUCAGGAGAAAAUUUAUAAUUUAUUUUUUUCCCCUUGUGCUUC
Molecule: messenger RNA, 3579 nt
Organism: Manihot esculenta (cassava)
Lineage: Eukaryota; Viridiplantae; Streptophyta; Magnoliopsida; Malpighiales; Euphorbiaceae
Product: ubiquitin carboxyl-terminal hydrolase 2
Exons: 3
Coding region: 316-3303 (995 amino acids)
Biological process (GO): protein deubiquitination
Cellular component (GO): nucleus; cytosol
Molecular function (GO): cysteine-type deubiquitinase activity; zinc ion binding; cysteine-type endopeptidase activity
Source: RefSeq, a predicted model, not a curated record